GCCUUGUCUCCUGCCACUACUCGACGUUGAUCUCAGUGUUCAUGGUUUCAGAUUUGGGUCCGAGCUGCUCGAGCCUCGCAACCAGUUUGGUCCCAUAACACCGCCAAAUUAUCCCAGCCGUGACGCGUAUCUAAGGGACAGUAGCAGUAGAUGUACCCAGCGUCGGAUAAACGAAUCUCUUCUUGGCAUACAUCGAAUCAGGCAGAACCGUUUCAGCACGAAGAAAUGUUGGUAUAUGGAGAGCGAUCUCGGAUAAACUUCCUCCUGUUUCUUGAUGGACUAUGGCUUCGAAAGAGAUCUUACUUCGAGUCGGAUUACCAUGACCUGUGCACCAGCAAUACUUCGAGGAAACACAUUCUUAACCUUAAAACUCUCUCUGAUACAUUCCCACCCCAUACCCUCGAAAUAGCUCUUCCGAAGGAUGAAUUAACAUCAAUAUAAAAUAGAUGAAGGCUUUUUCAACUUGAGGGUCACGUGACCGAAUCGAACGCAACGCGAGCGUUCUGUAACGAUGGACACUCACCGUGGAUGUAACGUCGUUUGCGCUUGUCCAAGGAUGCCAUUAGGAUUAUUUUGUCAACCGGUCAGUAGGAUUAGUCGUGUGCUGUCGUCAGAUCCAACCAAAUUUUUCCUUCAUCAAUUUGGUCCACAAGAAUCAUCAUGGGACAUUUUCUGCACGCUCUUUUACCUCUGUAUCGAUGCUAUGCACUCGUUGAAUCCUUGAACCGUCUUUCGGCCCAGUUCUGUAUGUUGCUACUACACUAUUUAGAUUUUUCCGACACCCACAACAACAUCGGCGGGUGCAAGGCAUUUGACAUUUGGCUCUCUUGUUGUUUUCCAUGGCGAUCGGAACAUUUGAGACCUAUCCAUUCCAUUCCUUGUGCACUCCACAAUUCUCAAU
This is a messenger RNA of Marasmius oreades (fairy-ring Marasmius), 901 nucleotides long. RefSeq lists its product as uncharacterized. NCBI's taxonomy places the organism in Eukaryota, Fungi, Basidiomycota, Agaricomycetes, Agaricales, Marasmiaceae. The transcript is spliced from 5 exons. Bases 151 to 441 code for a protein of 96 amino acids. The record is from RefSeq and is a predicted model, not a curated record.